GAUCCUGGGAGGGGUUGUGUCCCAGCUCCGCUCCCCGUCCGCUCCAGCUCCCGGCCAUUCGGCAAAACUGCGGACACCGCCGCCCAGACGCUCCGGGUGCAGGAGGUUUGUGGCUGAGUCUCUGUCCUUUGCCGGACCUUCCCCCCACCCUCCCUCGCUGGGACACCGCUGCUGUGGGUGAACCAACACAAAGGCGACCAUGUUCAGCUGGAUGAAGAAGAACCAGAAGAGGACCCCCGAGGUGAUCCACACGGUGACCGAGGGGCUGAAGCGGCUGUACCGGAGCAAGCUGCUGCCCCUGGAGCAGUUCUACCGCUUCCACGACUUUCACUCGCCCUCCCUGGAGGACGCCGACUUCGACAACAAGCCCAUGAUCCUGGUGGUGGGCCAGUACUCCACCGGGAAGACCACCUUCAUCCAGUACCUGCUGGAGGAGGACUUCCCCGGGAGCAGGGUGGGUCCCGAGCCCACCACCGACUCCUUCAUCGCCGUCAUGCACGGGGACGUGGAGAGCGUGAUCCCGGGGAACGCCCUGAUCGUCGACCCCAACAAACCCUUCCGAAAGCUCAAUCCCUUCGGCAAUUCCUUCCUCAACAGGUUAACGUGUGCCCAGCUGCCGAACAAAGUUCUGGAGAGCAUCAGCAUCAUUGACACCCCGGGGAUUCUGUCAGGAGCCAAGCAGAGGGUGAGCAGAGGUUACGACUACCCAGCAGUGCUGCAGUGGUUUGCGGAACGAGUGGACCGGAUCAUCCUCCUGUUCGAUGCCCACAAGCUGGAGAUCUCAGAUGAGUUCUCGGAAGCCAUCCGAGCUCUGAAGGGCAACGAGGACAAGAUCCGGGUGGUGCUCAACAAGGCUGACCAAGUGGACACCCAGCAGCUGAUGAGGGUCUACGGAGCCCUGAUGUGGUCCCUCGGCAAAGUCAUCAACACCCCUGAGGUUCUCCGAGUCUACAUCGGCUCCUUCUGGUCCGAGCCCCUCCUCAUUUCCGAUAACCGGAAGCUCUUCGAGUUGGAGGAACAAGACCUCUUCCAGGAUCUCCAAAACCUGCCCAGGAACGCUGCCCUGAGGAAACUCAACGAUCUGGUGAAGAGGGCAAGGCUCGUGAGGGUCCACGCCCACAUCAUGAGCCACCUGAAGAAGGAAAUGCCUUCAAUGUUUGGGAAAGAAAAUAAGAAGAAACAGCUGAUUUCAAAACUGGGACAAAUAUUCGCCAAGAUCCAGUUGGAGCAUCACAUCUCUCCGGGAGACUUCCCAGACUGCACAAAAAUGCAGGAGCAGCUCAUGAUCCAUGAUUUCACCAAGUUCCCCUCUCUCAAGCCCAAGAUGAUGGAGGCGCUGGAUGACAUGCUGACCUACGAGAUUGCCAAGCUGAUGCCUCUGGUGAGACAGGAAGAGCUGGAAAUGCCAGAGCAGAUGGUGCACGGUGGAGCGUUUGAUGGGACCUCCAACGGGCCAUUCAUAGAAGGGAUCUGCGAUGGGGCCUACGAGGCAGCGGAUGAUGAUGAGUGGGUUGUCACGAAGGACAAGCCAAAGUACGACGAGAUCUUCUACAACCUGUCGCCGACAGAUGGGAAAAUCAAUGGGGUCAAGGCCAAGAACUGGAUGGUAACCACCAAACUGCCAAACUCCGUCCUUGGCAAGAUCUGGAAGCUUUCUGACGUUGAUAAGGACGGGAUGCUGGAUGACGAAGAGUUUGCCCUGGCCAGCCAUCUCAUUGAGGUCAAGUUGGAUGGCCAUGGGCUGCCCAGCGAGUUGCCAGGUUACCUGGUCCCCCCGUCCAAGAGGAGACAGGUGGGAUCGGCUGAGUAACCUCUGCGGAGGAAGCGGAGGUCUUCUGCUCGAUAAGUGAUUGCUGCAGACUGUGUCCUGGAGACAGGAGGGGCUGAGGGGAAGGGGGAAAGUGAUUGGCCUUUGUGGAUUUAUUCUGGAUCGAUGCUGAUCCCAAACUGUCUCCAGGACCAUGGGUCCCAUCUCUCUCUUUGCAAAGUUACACACUGUUGCUUAAAACUCCUUCACCUGUCAAUUGAAGUGUAAGGUGGUGCAAGGUGCAGGGGUUAAGGCUGCCCUUUUCCCCCCAAAGACCACCACAGCAUUUCCCCAAAUUCUGCUUGCUCGCUCCUCCCGCUGUUAAUCUUUCAUACAUUUGUGGCACCAAAGUUCUUUCACACAUUUCCAAUCAAUUCCGAUUCCCCAGGAACCGUUCAGAAGGCACCUUAGCCCUGACUCUCUUGUGUAGAUCAAGCCCUAAGCCCCCCACCCCCAUGCCCCCUGAGAAUUCACAAACCAAGGUAUCCCCAGUUUAGCCUGCAACCACCUAGUAACACAGAGGGACUAGGCCUCCGACACCAAACCUGGAUCAUGCCCAGUGAUCCUCCUCCUGUGUGAGGUCACCUCUCACCUCCCCUCACCCUGCUUCCACUGGCUUGGCUUAGCUUGAAGUAGGGGCCAAGGUUAAAUGCUAAUACAAAAUCAGAAUUCUGCUGGAAAUUCUGAAAUAGAAACAGAAAGUGCUGAGAAAGCCGAAUGUGUCCAGCACCAACGAGUUAACAUUUCAGACCAAUCACCUGUCAAUUAGAGCAAUGCACAAAAUGCUGGAGGAACUCAACGGGUCCUGAUGAAGGGUCCUGACAAAGAGUCUUGACCCAAAAUGUCCACUGUCCAUCUCUCUCCACAGAUGCUGCCUGACCCGCCGAGUUCCUCCAGCACUUUGUGCAUUGCUCCAGAUUUCCAGCAUCUGCAGUCUCUCGUGUCGCCACCUUUUUAACAGAACUCCCUGAUGAAGGGCCAUCAACAUGAAAUGUUAACUCUCUCUCUCUCCACAGAUGCUGCCUGACCUGAUGAGUGUUUCCAGCAUUUUGUCUUUAACUGUUUAGUAACCAAGUUCACUGCUGAGACUUGAAUUCUCCCCUCUCCCUCCUUUGCUCAAAGCUGAAGAGUUGGUUUCUCUGACCCUUGCUUGUCGAUCCACCCUGAUGCCAAGGGUCAGUAAGGGUCAGUGCUCUCAAUGUCCUUUCUCCACCUGCCUGUGUAGAUAGAGCAGAGUAUAUUCUUACCAAGCAUCCAGCCUUAAAGUGCCAUAUUAUGUUGGUGUAUAUAAACAUUUUAUGGAUUCAUGCAGUUAAACUUCUUUUUGUGUCUGUCUUUGUAUGUGCUUGUCUGUCUGUGUGGGGAUUUUAACAAUUUCCACAGCUGUCUUUGUGAUGGGACGAUCAGGAACCCAGCUGUGGACCUUGCCCCAAAGGUUAAUGUGUAGUGGAUAGUGUGGGAACUCUGACCCCUCAUAUCUGUACCGAAGUGCAAGUUUGUCCUGGUGGAGAUGAUGCUCGCACUGGAACAAGCCAGUGCAUCUGCUGGUCACCUCCACUUGGUACAUUGUCUUGAGUCCUGAGCUGUUGGACCUCCCGUCUUUAAGUUGGAAGAGAUGGGUUCCAUUUCCCCACUUCUGCCAAUGACUCUCACCCCCUCUUACUUUCUCAAGAACCCCCCGCACUCCUGACUGGGGCUGGGGCUGGAGCUGAGCCACAGAAUUCGCCAGGACUGUGGACGUUCUUGUGAUGUGGAAUCACCCAACAGCCAUGGAUCAGGGAUGCCAACUCUACUUGCACCAGCCUCCCACUGUCCUGUUCCCCACUGUCCCACCAUUGGUUGCCUGAUACUCCAAUCCUCAUGAUGCCCUACCCUCAGACUCCUGCCACUGGUUUUUCAAUGCCUUCCCACAGCCAAUCAGAAAACCAGGUGCUCCCUCCAUUACCCAGUUGGACAACACUUGUCCUUUUUGCUGUUUGCCAUUUGUUUCCUCCACCACGUUUUAUUAGUAAUUUUCAAAUUAAAACUUUUAAAAUAAAUCUUUUAAAGCCCCAAUAAAUUUACUCCUGUCUUAGCCCUCGGCUAUGAUUAAUCCUUGAACAGAAGGAAGCUAUAGCACAGAAGAGGCCAUUCAGCCCAUUGUAUCCAUGCUGAUCAACAACAGAAAACUCGGUCCAAAGCCCUGCAGUCCAUGGCUCUCCAGGUUCCCAUCCAAGUACUUUUUAAGUGUUGCAUAGAUUUCUGACAACACUUUUUUCAGGCAGUGGGCUACAGAUCCACUGCACCCUAGAUAAAAAAAAUCUUACCUCCCCUCUUACUCUCCACCACUUACACUGAAUCUCUGCCGACCUGCAUUGGACCAACUCACUCUGAGAGAACGAGCAGGUUCAGACGAAAGUGGUGGAGUAGUCAUCUUUAAAAGAGGAGUUGUGUGUAAGGAGAAUGGUGGGCAAAUAUAAACUGAAAACGGUGUGUGAAGCAGUCCUACUGUUGGGGAGCUCUAAUGGUUGACAGUUAAGUUUAUCUUGUACUCAGUAAGAUAUAUUUUCACCAAGCAAUGGUCAUAUUUCGCUCUCUGUGCACAGACUUAUGAACACUGUAGCUCUGUCUUUGUUUUAUAAGGUUUUUAUUCAUUGUUUGUUCUGCCUGAUCUGAUAGAUAAUUUUAUUUCAAUGUACGAGAUCUCUUAUAUAAUUGUGAUUCUUAAAUAAAGCAAGCUGUGU
Molecule: messenger RNA, 4530 nt
Organism: Pristis pectinata (smalltooth sawfish)
Lineage: Eukaryota; Metazoa; Chordata; Chondrichthyes; Rhinopristiformes; Pristidae
Product: EH domain-containing protein 2-like
Exons: 5
Coding region: 200-1810 (536 amino acids)
Biological process (GO): endosomal transport; endocytosis
Cellular component (GO): plasma membrane; cytoplasm
Molecular function (GO): protein binding; calcium ion binding; GTP binding
Source: RefSeq, a predicted model, not a curated record